Molecule: messenger RNA, 2199 nt
Organism: Bombyx mori (domestic silkworm)
Lineage: Eukaryota; Metazoa; Arthropoda; Insecta; Lepidoptera; Bombycidae
Product: zinc finger protein 85
Exons: 1
Coding region: 100-1761 (553 amino acids)
Biological process (GO): regulation of transcription by RNA polymerase II
Cellular component (GO): nucleus
Molecular function (GO): DNA-binding transcription factor activity; RNA polymerase II cis-regulatory region sequence-specific DNA binding; zinc ion binding
Source: RefSeq, a predicted model, not a curated record
ACUUUUGACAGCAAACGUAAAAAAUUACGGAAAUGCUGCAUUGUGUUUCAUUCUCAAUAUCAUAUCAAACUAUUUGGUGUAAAUAUUAUUACAGUAAAAAUGACCGAAGAGAAAAGCUAUUGCAGGCUUUGCGCUGAAGCGACUUCGAACAAUCAGCUUUUAGCCGCUGAAGAUGUCGACGGAAUAAAUUUUAAAAUAUUAAAGAAAAUGCAGUGGAUAAACGUUGAUGUUUCUAACGAUUUACUACCGAACGCUAUUUGUUUCGCGUGUUUCGACUCCUUAGAACGUACGUGGAUAUUUUUGCACAACGUCAGAGCGGCUCAAAAGAAAUUGGCAAAGAUCUUUUCUUGCGAUAACAAUGUGCAUACAACGAAUGAGGACGUUGGUCGACCUGUCGAUUGCGACUGGGAGGUUCUGACCGCGGCCAACGUAAAAGAAGAAUCCGAGGUGCCCACAAAUAAUUUCGAAAAUGAAAGAGCCGCUGAAAAGAAAUUAGCACAUAUCCUUUCUUGCGAUAACAGAGUGCAUACACCUAAUGAGGACGCUGGUCGUCCUAUCGAUUGCGAGUGGGAGGUCCUGACCGCGGCUAAUGUAAAAGAAGAAUCCGACGAGCCCACAAAUAAUUUUGAAGAUGAAAUGCUCAUAGAAAUCAAUGAAAUAAAAAUCGAGAAGACAAGUGACAUUGAAACUGACAGCGACAUACCAUUGCUACAAACAAGGGUGAAAAAGAAAAAAAAGAAAAAAAAACUAAAAAACAUUGUACACAUUACAUCGGAAGAUAUAACCUGGGAUGAUUACACGAGCCUCUGUGCAAACUGUGACGCCCAAUGCAUGACCAUAGCAGCCCUACGAUCACAUUCUUUAGAGAAACACGCUCGUUGCUUUGUAUCAAAAUGUCUGAUCUGUGCAAAAAUAUCUUCUAAUUAUCGUUUAUUAAUAAACCAUGCCCGAAGUCACAAUCAAAUGUUAAAUUACCACUGUGAAUACUGCAAUAAAUAUAUACCGUCAAUCAGUGAACUAAAGAAACAUAGGAACACGGCACACCAACAUGUUUACAAGACUUACUGUCACAAUUGUGGUGAGAAAUUUGAUACGCCGGAAUCUUUAGAAGAUCACAUGAUCGCAUAUUCAAACUCUUACAAAAAAUGCGGUAGGAGAUCGACAAAAAUUAGGCCUCACAAUCUUAAAUGUGAUAUGUGCAGCAGAGACUUCAAGUCAUUAAGUAAUCUAAUUCAACACAAAAAGGUCCACAUGGAACGAACCAGAGACUUUGGCUGUCACAAAUGUGGUAAAAUGUUCUUUACGAAGGGAGCCCUGGUGAACCAUUUGGCGAUUCACGAGGAAGUGAGACCGCACAAAUGUGAGUACUGCCCUCUGGCCUUCCGGGCUCGGGGGAACCUGCAGGCCCACCUCGUGUUGCACUCAGGAUCGAAGCCGUUUGUGUGCGAACAGUGCGGGAAGAGUUUCCGUAUGAAGAGACACUUGAAAUCUCAUUCCAUUAUGCAUACAGAUUUGAUGCCGUAUGCAUGCGAGUUCUGCAAUAAAUUGUUUAGGUUUAAAACAAGAUUGAAUCUGCAUUUGAGACAGCACACCGGAGCCAAGCCCUACAAUUGCAUUCAGUGUCAAAGAGACUUCACGAACGGUUCAAAUUUCAAAAAACAUAUGAAACGUAGACACAACAUUGAUAUAUCAAAGAAGAAAAAAUAUACAAUAGUAGAUAAACCUGAUGAGAAAAUCGAAAGUGAAGAAGGAAAGGCUUGAUAAUAGUAUGAAGAAUAGUCGGUGUAAAUAAUUUAAAAAGUAUCUUGUUACAACUUGUAAAGAUCAUUCCGCUGUGUUCUCAUUCAUCUACACAUUGAACGGCCCUGUGGUAACAUUUUCUUGUAUAAAAAAAAAACCAGGCCCUGAAUAACUAUGACACCCUUCAGACCGUACAAAGUGAUCAAAAUGUACAACGAAACAUCUUCUUAUGAACAUCCAAUCCAAUGUUUAUAUGAAAUUUCAGUCACAAUUAUGACUUACUAAGUCUUGCCAUAAAUAUUGUAACGAGGAAAACAAUUUAUUUCAUAGUAAACAGUUACUAUUGCAAUAAUUUCUGAAAGCUUAAACAAUAUCAACCUAAUUCAAAAAUUAUCUCGGUUCACCUAAAUACAAUUAUUUUAAUUGAGAUAGCAAUUAAAACACUAUUUCAUCAUUGAA